UCCGUUGCUUCCAGGCGCACUACAGUUCCGACCCACUGUCAGCUGUAGUCCCGCCUGCCCUGACCGCGGCUCCAAUGAAGAGGAGGGCGUGGGUGCGUCGUCGUGUUUUCACCUGAGACACUUGGACCACACCGCGGGAACACAACCUCCACUAAGUCCGCCCCCGGCCAGCGAGGAGGGCACAAGGACUCCUGCAAGGAUGAAAGGGCUCCCACUACUGUCCCUGCUCCUCUGGGUGUGUUCAGUCUAUUUUGUGGGGCUUUACCUAUUCGUGGGCGGCUUCCUGCUGGUCCGGCUGGAGGUGAACCGGACCAGCACCUGCGGCGACGUACUGGAGCCCCGGGGAGAGUCGAGAGACUUUUGCGGGACGCAACCGCGCUUCCGCAGGGUCGUCCUCCUCAUCGUGGACGCCCUGAAGAUAGACUUCGCCCGGUUUGACCGCAACAACACUCGGCCCCGGCCCUUUGAGAACAAGCUGCCCGUUUUUGAGGAGACGGCCUCGUCCAGGCCGUCCCAGUGCCGCCUGUACCCCUUCCGUGCUGACCCGCCCACCACCACUAUGCAGAGGAUCAAGGGCUUUACCACCGGCUCGUUACCCACCUUUGUGGACAUUGGUAACAACUUUGCUUCCAGUGCCAUAUUGGAGGACAACCUCAUUCACCAGCUGGGUCAAGUAGGCAAACGAGUGGUGUUCAUGGGCGACGACACUUGGGAGAGUCUAUUCCCAAAGAAGUUCCACCGUUCUCUGCCCUUUCCCUCUUUUAACGUCAAAGACCUACACACUGUUGACAACGGAAUCCUCCAGCAUUUCUACACAACCAUGGUUGGUGACGACUGGGAUGUCCUCAUUGCUCAUUUUCUUGGGGUGGACCACUGUGGUCACAGGUUUGGCCCCGACCACCCGGCCAUGGCUGACAAACUCACCCAAAUGGACGGUGUCAUCAGGUCUGUGAUGGAGCGUCUACAGAAUGACACGCUGUUGGUGGUGAUGGGAGAUCAUGGGAUGACAGACACCGGGGAUCACGGAGGAGAAAGUCAGAAGGAGACUGACGCCGCCAUCUUCCUGUAUAGUCCUUCCCCUCUCUUUCCAGGACCCCCGUCACAGAGAGAACCAGACGUAGUGCCCCAGACGGACUUGGUUCCUACCCUGGCCUUGUUGCUGGGAGUGCCUAUUCCUUACAGCAGUGUGGGCCAGGUUCUCCUACCUUUGUUUCCCAUGCAUGGCCGUGGUGCAGUUGGAGGCCUCAGUCAGCUGGAGGCGCUGUGGAUUAAUGCAAAACAGGUGAACCGCUUCUUAGAGGUCUACUCUGCUAUGGCCAAAGACAUCCCACCAGAGAGCCUGGCCAGCCUGAAGGAUCAGUUUGCGAGCCUCUCUUCUGAAUUCCUGACAUUAAUCAGAGAGAGUCACACAUCUUCCCCUGAGCUGGCAGUCACCAUUCAGGCCUACCUCACCUCUGUCCGGGACACAUGCCAAGCCACCUGGGCUCGAUUCAAUCCGCUUAAAAUGGCAGCUGGUUUAAUAGUCCUGGCACUUGCCUGCCUAAUGUGCUUCACGGUGUCUGAGCAGUCGCUCGUGCUCAUCAGAGAAAAUCAUUUUCGACUCCAGACUGUGGUUGUAGCGGCGCUGGGUGUCGGGGUUUGCGUGGCUGCUGGUCAGCAGUUCUUACGGGGCUACAUGGAGUUAGCGUGGUGCCUGGCCGCUACGGCUUUCACCUCUGAGCUCCUCUUCCUGUGGAGGACCUAUCAAUCCAAGACUGCUGCUGUUGUUGUUAAGAACGGCGCUAAGAGCGCAAAGAGUGCUAGCUGGAGUACCCCACCUUACCCCCUAGCCCCUGCUCUCUUGGUCACAUUCCUUCGUUGUGCCUCCCUGCUUUCCGACAGCUAUGUCAUCGCUGAGGGCCGGGUUGUCACCUUCCUGGUCUUCUCUUUGGCUCUUUAUGUUCCCCUGCGUCUCAACUGGGAUGGCCUCCUUCUGCCCCCCAACCACGACCUUCUGAAGCCUGCAGGGCUGCAGCUCUCAACUGCAUCCUCCCCGUCCGCUGUGAGGAAAGAAUGCAGCACAUUCCUAGCAUCCUUAGGUCUCCUUGUCGGCAGCCUCUACCUCUCCCUCUUCUUCCAUGGCUGUCGGGAGGAGCAGGGAGCUUGUCAGCCGUCGCCCUUCCUCUCUUCCCUCUCCCGGGUGCAGGACAACCAACUGAAGAACAUUUACUACAUCCUCUCAGUCCUCUCCCUGGUGGUGUGGAUGCAUCUACUGAGACGGUGCCUCCGCCACUACGGGAACCUAAACUCGUCAGGUGGAACGGUAUUCACGGCUUGCUGGAUUCUACCCUUGCUGUCUGUUUGUUUGGGGCUCCAUUGGGCGGUCAGCGCCUCCUCAGGAGAGAGCUUCAGGAACCUGGCUGAACUAAUCCGACUGGCUCAGCUCGCCCUUCCCAGAGCGGCCUUUUGUCUCCUGGGACUGGGACUGGCCCUAAUUUGGCUGGAUCCGCUCACUGUGUUUGUGAAAACCCGGGCUGCAAGUUUGGAUAAAGGUUUGUCCCUGCCACCUCCACGGUACCGGGCCAGCACCGGUAUCAGCCCCCAAGCGGAGCUGCACCACCUCAUCCCACAAAUAUACCAGCGCAUGCGGCGCUCGCUCGACGACGGAGAGGCCAGCACGGGCGGUGAGGCUGACAACAGACCCGCCGUGGAGGCCUACGGCCUAGGAACCGUCUACUCUGCCCCACUGCUUCUGUUCUGUGGGCUGCUGGGACUGGGCCUGCUGCAGCUGCACCCGGAGGGCAUGGCUCUGUCUUUCCUCCUGCUGUUGUUUGAAAUGGGGGCUCUGCUGCACAUCCACGCCUCCUCCACAGCCCUCUCUGGCCUGCAGGGAGCCUAUUCUGGUGGCUUUAAUGUGCCCUGGACUCCAAUUGUGUUGUGGUCCCUAGCAGCCACACAGUUCUUCCAUGCAACAGGUCACCUGCCCACCUUCCCUUCCAUCCAGUGGGGGGCAGCCUUUGUGGGAUUCCCUGAUGGGCACACCGGCACCAUCUUGCCGGCCUCGCUGGUGACACUCAACACAUUUGCCUCUCACGCCUUGUUUGCAGCGGGUUGUCCGUUGCUGCUUUUCUGGCCCUUGGUGUGCGAAGUCCGUGGAAGUAGGGGAGGAAAGGCCAACGGGGAUCAAAAGGAGGAUGCAGUGAUGGAGAUGAGGCUGAGGGAGAGACCUCAGCUUUUUACCUCAGCUCUUCUGCAACUCUCUGCGCGCUACCUCUUUAUUCAAGGAACACAGGUCUUUGCUUCAGCAUGCGGAGCUGCUAUCCUCAGGAGACACCUAAUGGUGUGGAAGGUUUUUGCACCCAAGUUGAUGUUUGAGGCCUCAGGGUUCCUGAUGAGCUGCGUGUUUUUGCUACUUGGAGUCUUGUUAGUGCUGAGAGUGGAUGUGGCUGUCGGACGUUGGUUCAAAAGACUCAUCACUGAUACAUCCAGGUAGCACAGGCACACUGCUGCUCCAACACUGUUCCGCAGGGGGAAUGGACACGGUGGUUAGCUUCUUUCAAGGAUGCCAGACACUCUUUUUCAUAUGGAGCAUUGACACUGAAGCCUCAAAAGUGGUCUGAGCCUGCCUUGUUUUCAAGCAGACAACUUCAACUUUUUGAUACGAUUGGACGACGAGCUUUUAUACUUUCUCAAUAGUCGUCACACUCUGAAUGUUUCGUUACGGUGGGGUGGUCGACGGCGACAAACGCUCCAAACACAGAAAUGAUCCCAAACCAAAAACGCACAAAAUACUAUAUAAUGUUUUUAAACCAUUUCAAUCACUAUUUGCUAAGCUAUUUGUAAAUGUUUUUUUUUAUCUAAACCUUGUGUUUUAUAGGUGACAAAGCAAACAGUUAGUUUCUGGUCUAUAAGCUGAUACUUAUCUGCAACUCUUUGACCGAAUUCUGUCUAUAGAAUCAUGCAAAAUCAAACAAUGCCAUAUUUUGAUCCCUAUGUUGCACGUGCCGUCACAUCCGGCUGCAAACUCAAGACAUCUAGUUGCAGGUUAAACACCGGCUAACGUAAACAAUCACUCAAGCAGCACUCAGGGCGGACUUAGCCAAACUCUCUCUUAGUAAUGUUGCAAUUUCCUGCACCAACAAAGCAACCAUUCUUUGUAUAGAACGCUCAAAUUGAAAGUGAGGCGCCACUCUUUUAAAAUGCGCUAACUUCAUUAAGUUAAAGUUAAAGUAGCAAUGAUUGUCACACACACACUCGGUGUGGCGAAAUUUUUCUCUGCAUUUGACUCGUCACCCUUGAUCACCCCCUGGGAGGUGAGGGGAGCAGUGGGCAACAGCGGUGGAUGCGCCCGGAAAUAAUUUUUGGUGAUUUAACCCCCAAUUCCAACCCUUGAUGCUGAGUGCCAAGCAGGGAGGUAAUAUGUCCCAUUUGAUGCCAAGUUACAUUGGAUUUGCCAGAGACAGGAUACUAUUAGCAUUAGUGAUUUUACAUGUCAAGCUCAACACCUCCAAAUUUGGUAAUGAAAACUACAGCUAAGAUGAAUUGAAUGAUUGAUUGAUUGAAACUUGUAUUACUAGAUUGCACAGUACAGUACAUAUUCCGUACAAUUGGUCACUAAAUGGUAACACCCCAAUAAGUUUUUCAACUUGUUUAAGUCGGGGUCCAUGUAAAUCAAUUCAUGUUAUAAUGUUACAAUCAAAACAGCUGGCGUGCAAUAAGCACAACAUCUACAGUACAAACACUUUGUAGGGCACAGCAUACCAAGUUCAGCUUGCUACUUCCCAGUUAGACAACAUACAAUAGGUAGCCUAUACUGUACUGCCAUCUAAGAUCUUGGAAGUGCAACUGCAUUGCUAAUGAGAUUCAAAUGGUAUAAGAAAACAAGAUAUAACAACUGGACAGCACAGUUAUCAUAAUCAGCUCAUUUUUGAAUGUAACAUUAAAGUAUACAAUUUAAUUAUCAAAUAGUUAACAUUUAUUAAUAAACCUUUUAGGUACCGAAAAUUGAGUACCAGUGUCGAUUCCAAAGUACCUGGAAUCGGUACUGUAGCGGUUCAUUUGGACACAUCUUCUCAUUCAAUGCGUUUUCUUUAUUUUCAUGAUUGUUUACAUUGUCACUGAAGGCAUCAAAACUAUGAAUGAACACAUGUGGGGUCAUGUACUUAACAAAAAAAGGUGAAAAAACUGAAAACAUAUCUUAUAUUCUAGUUUCUUCAAAAUAGCCACCCUUUCCUCUGAUUACUGCUUUGCACACUCUUGGCAUUCUCUCGAUGAGCUUCAAGCACACCUGUUAAGUGAAAACUAUUUCAGGUGACUACCUCUUGAAGCUCAUCGAGAGAAUACCAAGAGUGUGCAAAGAGGGGUAAUGUAACUAGUCAUGAAAGUAAAGAAAACACAUUGAAUGUCCAAACCUUUGGCCUGUACUCUAUUUAUAUUUAAGGCCCAAGCUGUUUGUUUACAUGCUUUUUUUAUUUCUCUUUGCUAUUUGGGCUUAUUGGACCCUAAUUAGAAUAAAAAGCAAGAAUCAUCUUUUUAUAUAAUGUGCUUAGUCCAUAAGUACACAAACGUGUACUUCAUGUUUAGUGACAUGCUAAUUCUUAUUUUUGCACUUAUUUUUCCAAAUUACAUUGUAUGUUAUAAUCUUCUGACACCACCAGAUGGCAGUAUAAGUGUCCACAUAAGUGGCCAUAAGACCCCAAUUCAGUAGUGUACACAAUUUUGGAAAUAAGAGCUAAAAUGUGCUGUCCACACAUGUGGCCACUAAGCUUUUAGAGGAUAAAUAUUAUUAAGAUGCAAUAGUUCACAUUAAAUCCAAAGUGUCUGUAAAGGUUUUCAGUCAUAAAAUGUUUAGGUAUAAGACAUUUUUUCCAUUGCAUGUGUUUUAUGGUGUUUAUAGGCUUCUGGUUUUGGAUCAUUUCUCCGUUCGGAGGUUGCCCCUUCAUAUAUUUUUGUUUUUUUCCAAGCAAGAUUGUUGAGGAUGCAGCACAUCUGUUUACACCACAGCUAUUCAACUGGCACACCGGACCCCCAGACCGGCCCUCAAUGUCAGUUUCAACUUGGUAGAUUCAUUUUUUCUGCAGCAAAAUUCCUAAAAACAUGAGUGUUCCAGUUCUUCAGAGGAACUUUGGCCAGUGUAAAGAUAUUGGCAGAUAGCUGCUUGUCAAAAUAAUAAUGAAGGGAGAAGUUCAAAUUAGUUGGUUAUCCCUGGUUUGUAGAAUUCAACUUGUCCGAGCUGCCCAUUUUAAACAUGACAACAGAAAUGUCGUUAACGUACAUAUAAACUUAAAGCUUUCCUUUCUAUGUGAUUUGCGGUCAUUGAGCCAUGACUACUAAUGUGUUUUGAGCUUCAGAAGAAGUCUAAGCUCAGAUUUUUGUAUUUUUUCUAUUUACAAGAUGAUGAAGAUAACCAGUGUCAAGUCACUGCCAACUGAUAUUUAAGUGUUUUUAAUUGUUUUUUUGGGUGUUUUUCCAUAAUUAACCUGCCAUGUUUUUAAUCACGGUAUCUAGUUUUGACUCAUAAUUUAAUAUUUAUUUAAACAUGAGUAAGAUUUGUUUCCUACAGUAGGGAAUCAGGAAUUCAUUUGGCCUUCUUGGGUGGAUCUCGUGUGAGAGAAAGAGGGUGGGUCAAUCAUAUGCAAUGCAGUCUGCUGAAAAUGAAGGAAAGUGCCAUUCUAUAUAGCAAAUUUGGAAUUGCCGCAAAACACAUUUUAAGAUUUUUAAAACACCACUGCCAUCUGGUGGCCAAGUGGAUUCGUCACGCUUCAUGCGAAUUUGGCCUCAUGAAUCUCCUCCCUAUUGUAGUUUCCAAUUAUGUCUUAAUUAUUACUCCACCUUUCUUAAGAAAAGUUGCAGUGUGUUAAUGAAGGUAUUUUUUUUGUAAUGAUGUCAGUGAAUGUUCACAUCUUUCAGAAACGGACUUGAUGUAUUUUCUACUGGAUGUAAGUCGGUGUCCGGGUUAGAAAGUGUUGGCGUGCUACUAAAGCUAAUGCAUAAUAAUAGUAAUGGGCUGUCGAGCUCAGGUUGAAACUAUACUGCAAUCGUACCUGCAUUCCAUAUACGAGACUUUGAUUUUUCCGUUUCAGCCCAAUUUAUGAUUCAACUAAUUUUGCUGUGUGUUUACUCUUUUGUUAACGUUUGUGGGGGGGGGGAAAUGAUGCCUAAUAUAUAUAAAGAACUAAAAUGAUUUUUUUAUACACAAAUAAAUAAUUAAAGUAG
This is a messenger RNA of Nerophis ophidion (straightnose pipefish), 7194 nucleotides long. It is a transcript of the gene pigo, whose product is annotated as phosphatidylinositol glycan anchor biosynthesis, class O. The transcript has 11 exons. Gene Ontology annotation, cellular component: endoplasmic reticulum membrane. Gene Ontology annotation, biological process: GPI anchor biosynthetic process. Lineage: Eukaryota; Metazoa; Chordata; Actinopteri; Syngnathiformes; Syngnathidae. Gene Ontology annotation, molecular function: mannose-ethanolamine phosphotransferase activity. The record is from RefSeq and is a predicted model, not a curated record. Bases 200 to 3472 code for a protein of 1090 amino acids.